Messenger RNA from Diaporthe amygdali, 1656 nucleotides. RefSeq lists its product as uncharacterized. The record is from RefSeq and is a predicted model, not a curated record. Lineage: Eukaryota; Fungi; Ascomycota; Sordariomycetes; Diaporthales; Diaporthaceae. Bases 1 to 1656 code for a protein of 551 amino acids. The transcript has 4 exons. Gene Ontology annotation, molecular function: iron ion binding; oxidoreductase activity, acting on paired donors, with incorporation or reduction of molecular oxygen; monooxygenase activity.
AUGGCGAUAAUAGGACUUCCUGACAAUAUGUCUACCGCAGGUCUUAUCGCUCGCACUGCAGCGGUUCUCUCGGUCCUUGUCAUCGUCCGCUUUUUCUACCGGCUGUACCAAGUACGGAUGUUGUUUAGGGACGCAUCACAGAAAUAUGGCGUCUCAAUUCUCCCUCAUUCAUUUUGGCUGGGACAUCUUGAGAUAAUAGCCAAGAUACAAGCCAAAUACCCGACAGACCUUCACCAGCAGUGCAUGCCACUGCUGCUUGCUAAGGAAUACCCUGAGGUGGCGGAACAAGCAGUCCUCUACCUCGACGUCUGGCCAUUCUCUCACCCUAUGUUAGCAGUCUUCCACCCGGAUAUCAUGGCGCAGUUCACCCAGGACAACUCAAGGCCGAAGCACAGCCAAAUGCGAGAAGAAUUCCACAUCCUGAGUGGAUGCAAUGAUCUUGUCAACCAGGAAGGCCAGGUUUGGAAGACGUGGAGAAGUAUAUUCAACCCCGGCUUCUCCGUCAAGAACUUAAUGUCUUUGAUACCGGCCUUCUUGGAAGAGAUCCAGGUCUUCCGGGAUUGGUUGGGUGAUGUUGCAGAGAGCGGCCAGAUCGUUCAGCUUGAGCCCAAGGCCAUGCGCGCAACUGCUGAUAUCAUCGGACGGGCGGCACUAGGAGAGCGAUUGGAUUGCCAAAAAGGAGAUAACCCGUUCUUUGAAUCACUUAAAACGGCUAUUAGCUGGAUCAUCGCGGAUCACAGCCCUCCUAGUAUCCUCAAGUCGAUGCACCCUCUCCGUCGCAUCCAGUUUUGGAAUAGUAAUCGCAUCAUGAAGAACUACGUCAAGCCGCUGAUCGAGCGAGGCGUUGCCGAGCAUGCGCAGAACAAGAGCGGCUCUACUGGGCCCAAGACCAUCAUGUCUCUCGCAAUCAAAGCCUAUGUUGACGAAGUGCAAGGAUCCUCUGGCGUUCCAGGCGUCGACCCUACAUUUGUGGAAAUCGCAGUCUCCCAGAUUAAGAUAUUCAUGCUUGCUGGCCACGACACGACGGCCUCGACCCUGUGCUUCAUUUAUCACCUUCUGAACAAAAACCAGCAAGCGUUGGAAACCAUCCGGGCCGAACAUGACGACGUUUUUGGAAAGGAGACUGAUGCUGUGCGAGCCAAAAUAUCUUCAAACCCGCAGCUAUUGAAUCAGCUUCCAUUCACGGCUGCAGUCAUCAAGGAGACGCUGAGGCUUUUCCCACCUGUCGGGACUGUUCGUCAGGGCUCUGAGGAUUUUUUUCUCACGCACCCGGACACGGGAAUCCGCUAUCCCACAAAAGGAAUGAUGAUAUUCAGCUGCAGUAUAGCUUCGCAGCGUACUGAGCAGUUUUGGCCCCGACCAAACGAGUUUGUCCCGGAGCGAUGGUUCGCAAAGGAGGGUGAACCUUUUUAUGUCCGAAAAAAUGCCUUUCGCCCAUUUGAACUGGGACCCCGUAACUGUAUCGGCCAAGAAUUGGCUCAGCUGGAGCUGAAAGCGAUAUUGGCCAUGACUAUUCGCGACUUUGAUAUAUCAAGUAUUUGGGACAAGGACGACCCAGAAUGGUUUGGAGACCAAGCCUAUCAGGGAAUGCUGGCCAAUGAGAUAACAGGGCAUCCGAAGAAAUAUAUGCCUGUCAGGGUAGUGAAAAGGGACUGA